AUGCAGAGCUCGUCCACCUCUCAAAAAUUUCAGCCUUGCUUUUCGGGCAAGUCGCACUCUCAGAUGAAGGUCGUUGUUUGCGACGUACCUUACCUUACGGAUACCUCCACUACGGGAACUGAAGCUCGACCGAUCGUGAAUUCUUUCAAUCGGCAACGCUGCGCAUUGCGAACACAUUUCCGCAACGGAGUCUUCAACACACCUAGCGUCGAGAGGGAACGAAACGCGACGUCCAUUCGACCAGCCAAACCUACCGUCACAUGGCAUAUAUGGCUAAGCUUUCCUCGCUUCUACACAACUAAGCGCAGUCUCCCGACCGAUCCCAAGAUGCCGGCCGCCGUCACGCCUCAGCGCCAUGAGGUGCCCGGGGUCGUUGCAUUUGCAAAAUUGCUGGACGGCCUCCUGGCUCGCUCGAUGGAGGUCAAGUCUACACCCACCAUCGAACCAGCAUUACAAAAGGCAGACUUUGGUGAUCUGCAGGAACAGCUUGCUCGCGUGCUUGCGAUUCCGGGAGUCUCAGAAGAGAAUGGCGUCGGCAUUGCGAUUCAGAACAAAGCCCAACAAUUCGCUAUCAUCGAGACUGCCGUAAGAGAUAUGUUCAGCAAUCUGAUUGCCACGACACCCAUCGAAUCCCCAGAUUUCGUCAAGGUCUGGAACUUGUUUGACCUCCUGACUGUGCUCUCCGACGACGAAAAAUGCGACCCAGCCUUGUUAUUCUGGCUGGUGGAAGAACUCCUGGACAGCCAAACAAUCGCCGGAUGCCGCAAGAUCUUCGACUUUCUUGAAUCGAGACGCGAGAGGAUUACCGUGAAGCAUUUCAAGCAAAAACAAUUGGUGAUCCUUCGUAGCUGUAACGAACUCCUGCGACGUCUCUCUCGAGCUGAGGAUACUGCUUUCUGUGGUCGCGUCUUCAUCUUCAUGUUCCAGAGCUUUCCCCUGGGAGACAAGAGCUCCGUCAACUUGCGAGGAGAAUACCAUACCGAGAAUGUCACUGUCUUUGACGAUUUAAGUGCCAAGGCUGAGGAGACUACCGAGCAAAUGGACGUGGAUAGUCAGACGGGGGCUAGGGAAACAGAGUCCAAGUCUCAACCAAAGGCCGUUUCAUUUGACGCGAAGAAGUCACUGCAGAGCGAUCAGCCGCUUGAGCCAGAUGCUCUGUAUCCCUUGUUCUGGUCUCUGCAGGAGACUUUUAGCCAGCCCAAGAGAUUGUUUGAUCCUGCCCACUUGAAUGAGUUCAAGCGCGGCUUAGAAGCGACAAUGACAUCUUUCCGAGCAAUUCAAAGCGAGCAGGGUCAGCGGCCGCCAAAAGCGGUAGAUGAGGCCCAACGAGGCUUCAAACGGAAACGAGCAGAUGUGGAAGAGAGCGACUUGGCAAACUCAUACAAUCCCAAAUAUCUGACAAGCAGAGACCUCUUUGAAUUAGAGAUGAGCGACAUUUCUUUCCGCAGACACAUCCUCGUUCAAGCCUUGAUCAUCAUGGAUUUCCUUCUCUCUCUUUCCCCGAAAACAAAGGAGAAACUGGCCGGCAACGCUCAAAAUAAAUCGGUGAUUUACCUCGGCCAGGUUCUUACCGAAGAAGACACGAAAUGGGCGACAGAGAUGAAGAAGACGAUUGUCGACAAGUACCUCAAGCAUGGGGUUGACGGUCCGUAUUUCAGUCGAAUGGUCGAAACGGUCCUUGCCAGAGAUAAGAACUGGAUUCGUUGGAAGUCGGAGAACUGCCCAUCAAUAGAGUUGCCCGCAGUAUCCCCAGAGACAUUUGACGAGGCCAAAAAGGCAGCUCAGCGUACAACGACAAAGAAGCGAUUAAGGGCCACGCCGAUGGGGUCUCUACCCCUCGGUUUCCUGGAUGAUGGCGAUGACGAGCGUGCGAUGAAGAAGCUCAAGGCCCUGGAAAGAUACAGCCUGCCAGAGCUUGAGAGCUUCAAGGGGAAGAUUGCCAACGACGACUUUGAGAUCGACAUGUCAAACACCCCCCAGGAAAAAGCGCCUUUUAUUGAAAGCAAAGCGAGUAAGAGUUGGCGCGCCCUCCGUAUAGCAGGCAAAUCAAGGUUGGCCUCAUUCGACAAGAUCGACGAUCCGGAAAAGAUCGACGCCAUAUUUGAGGAACCGGUCGAUGUAGACGAAAGCGAGGCUGCCGAGGAAGCCGUAAAAUCUGAAGACGUUCCCGAAGACAAGCGCCCAAUCAUACUCUCAGGACCGCCCGGUGCAGGGAAAGCGACACUUUUUCAAUUACUCGCAAGCCGACGUCCUGGAGCUUUUAAAUACGUGCCACGGCAUACGACGAGAAAGGCACAAGAAGGCGAGGCUGAGGGCAAAGUCUUCUACUUCGUCGAGAAACAGGCCUUUAACAUGCUGAGAGAUGGCGAUGCGUUAUUGGAGUUUACCACGAUAGAUGAUGUGGACUAUGGCACGAGUCGGAAGGCUUUAGAAGCGGUUGUCGAGGGUGGCAAGGUCCCAGUCACCUACAUGGAUAGCGAGGCCAUCCAACAAACUCGCGACCUUGGCUACUUGGCACGGACAAUUCUUAUCUUGCCACCAAGUAGGGAAGUUUUGGAAGAACGCUUGCGAAAGGCGGAGAAAGGCGAUUUGGUUGCAGACGCCCUUAGCAAAGCUGCUCCCUACUGGGAAGAAGACUCGAAGUUAAAGGAUGGGUUUGAUUUGGUUCUGACCAACGAGGAGCUCGACGCCACUUUCAAGACGCUGGAGGAACACAUCUAUGGCAAAGCCGAAGAGGCCGAGCUCAGCAAUGGCAAGCCAGACAACGAGGCAGCAGUAGAUGAAGCGGACACUAUCAUGGACGAUGCUCCGGUAGAGGCGCCGCAAGAACCCCAGGAGUCUCAAGAAGCUCAGGGAGUUGAGGAGACCGAGAAGACCGCGGAAGCACAAGAGACAGAAGAGACCAAAGAGAAGGUCGACGAGGCCAAGGCUGACGAGGUAAAGGAGGCAUCCUAG
This is a messenger RNA of Colletotrichum costaricense, 2955 nucleotides long. Its product is annotated as guanylate kinase. The transcript has 6 exons. The record is from RefSeq and is a predicted model, not a curated record. Gene Ontology annotation, cellular component: THO complex part of transcription export complex. NCBI's taxonomy places the organism in Eukaryota, Fungi, Ascomycota, Sordariomycetes, Glomerellales, Glomerellaceae. Gene Ontology annotation, biological process: regulation of DNA-templated transcription elongation; mRNA export from nucleus. Bases 1 to 2955 code for a protein of 984 amino acids.